This is a messenger RNA of Sesamum indicum (sesame), 2651 nucleotides long. Its product is annotated as AT-hook motif nuclear-localized protein 1. Lineage: Eukaryota; Viridiplantae; Streptophyta; Magnoliopsida; Lamiales; Pedaliaceae. Gene Ontology annotation, molecular function: minor groove of adenine-thymine-rich DNA binding. The record is from RefSeq and is a predicted model, not a curated record.
UAAGGAGAGAUAGUAAGUGUAGAAUAUUAGGGAAUUAAUUUCUUGUUUUUCUUCCACCAGCUUCUUUUUCUUACCAAACCAUUAAUGGAGGAAAUUCAACUGCUAACUUUCACCAAAAACAAAGUACAGCUAAGAAAACAAAGCAACGACAGCUUUUAAUUACCCUAAAUCCCUCAUAAUCUCUUGAAAAAUUUCUGGCGCCAUUUGUUCACCCACCAUUUUUUCAAAAAUUUCUUGGAUGCAGUGAACUACCGUACGAGCAAGAAGGAAGCAUGGAACUGGAAGACAAGGAGAGCACCGAAUCUGGUUCGCCGGCUGGUAACUCGGAGGUUGACUCACCACCGUCAAGCGGCGGUGCUUAUGGCGGGCAAGACAGUGCCGCUGCCGCUGGUGGGGUGGUUCCGGGGACAAUAAAUAUGGCAGUGAACAUCAGUAUGGAGAAAAAUGUAGGGGUGACAAACUCACCGGCGGUGCCAGUGGGUGCUGGAGGCAGCGGGGUGAUGGGUGGUGGGAUACUAGGUGGUGGGAGUGCUGAGUUAUUGAUGGGGAAAAAGAAGAGAGGGAGGCCAAGAAAGUAUGACGCAGAUGGGAACUUGAGAGCGGGGUAUAUUGGAUCACCACCGGGUGCGGCGGCGCAGCCCGGCUUUACUCUAUCAACGCCACCGUCUCUUGAAUAUUCAUCAGGCCCCAAAAAAGGGCGUGGUAAGCAUUCGGGUUCCGGCAACUGGAAAGCUCUUGCUUCUUUGGGUGAAAUAUUUGCGAAAACUGCUGGAGGAGAUUUUACACCGCAUGUGGUGACUGUAUACACAGGAGAGGAUGUUGCAGGGAAGAUCCUAACAUUUGCACAAAAGGGCAGUCGAGGAGUUUGUGUUCUCUCUGCUAAUGGAUCCGUCUCCAACGUUACAAUUCGUCAGCCUGGUUCAUCUGGUGGCCUAUUGACAUAUGAGGGGCGUUUUGAGAUUCUAACUCUAACUGGGUCAUACACGAUUUGUGACAAUGGCGGGAUCAAAAGUCGGACUGGCGGAUUAAGUGUUUCAUUAGCCAGCCCUGACGGUCGUGUAAUAGGUGGUGGUGUAGCUGGUUUGCUUAUGGCUGCUAGUCCCGUACAGAUCGUAGUUGGGAGCUUCGUGCCUAACGGUUUUAAGGUGCAGAAAAGAAAGCAGAACACAGAACCAAGAGCAUCACCCACCAUCCAGUUUGCUCCAGCUAUUGUGACAGCAGCAAUACCAAUAUCACAAGCAGCACCAGAAAACCACGUCUACCCGGUGCCCACAUCACAAUUACCAGCACAACAGGGAGAAGCUGAUAACAGUUUGAGCAAUAGGGAUCAUCCAAAUUCUGCAUCUACCAACACAAGUGAUUGGAACGGCUCUGGGCCAAGCUCCGAUCAGAGACCAUCUCCCGACAUUAACAUCUCUAUACCUUUCGAGGAGCACUGAAACUCUUCAGUCUUUCAUCUCAAGUAUUUAGUCACUAAUCAGAUUAUUACUGACGGUGAAUUUCGGGCAGUUAACCAUAGGCUUAUGUGAGGAGUCCUAAAAGACACUAAAUCUACUUCAUUCUGGCUGUAAACAUGUUUCCUGCUAAGGACUAUAACAGCAGGAAACUAGUUAAACAGGCAGACAAUGCAAAAUAUGACAACCAAAUUGCAGUAUUACUAUUAGUAAUGAUUUUUCUUAGUAAUUCUUAGUACCUCUCCAUGUUAGAUUAGGGACAAGAAAUCAAGGAUUAAAGUCGAGUAAUACACUCAUAUUAAUUCCACUCAGCUAGUAAUAAUAAGCACAACUAUUUGCAGCAGACAACUUUCUACUAAUCUUCACAUAUUUCAGCGCUCUUCUGAGUCUCCAUUUUCUUGUAAAAAAGACAAUCAAUCUUGGAAUAGUAGCUCCAACUCCAUUGCAUCCUACAUUUGUGCGGGUGGAAGAGCUGGGAUUCCAAUAGAUACAUGAAUGAAGAAGUAUGCUGGGCCAUAUGUCAAAAUCCCACUCGUGGUGUAGGGUGGAUUUGACCAGAGCAGGGAUAGCAGAACGUCCAAAAUGAUCUUUCACAUAAGAAGGGACAUCCUUAGAAAUAGUGAGCCCAUCAAGAAAUUUGAGCAACUCACCGUUUAGAAAACGAUCGACUUUAAGAGAUGGGCAACAUAAUUAACCUAAUUACAAGGACAAUAAAGACACUGUUAUUAGUCAAGCUUCAAUAAUUCAUCAAACCUAAACCCCACUAAUUUCUCUCAAUUAAACUUAAUUAAGCUUUGAUUCUUCUCAUUAGUAUUAAUCCAUAAUUAUUGUGAAACACAGGUUUUACAUUAAAUUCGUCUUGACAACUUCAAUUGUAUAUUUUGUUUUAAUUACCGUAAAGAGAUUAACUGAUGUCUUUUUCAAUUAGUGAAAUAAUUAUAAUAAAUUACAACAAGUUAUCCUAAAAUUUAUUAUUAUUAUAAUUAUUUUUAUGAAGGCAUAUUUAUUAGAGAGCCAUUAAUUCAGAAAUAUUUGUAAAUUUUUAAAUAAUCAAAACAUAUUCAUAACGAGGACAAAUCUUAAAAAAAAGCAUUGUUAAUGGGCAACCAAUUGCACUAUUAAUAUUAAAUUCUGAAAUUUAUAAGCAGAUAUCUCUCUAGGACCGCUUACGGACAUGAAAUCCAGUAUAAGGUCGAA